GUUAAACAAUAUGGCAGAAAAAAUAGAAAUUGAUACGUCAAUAUUAAAUGGAAGAACAGAGGAAGAAGAUAUUGUAACACCUUGGAAUGUUGCAACUAGAAACGAAACUGGAAUUGACUAUGAUAAACUAAUUAAAAGAUUUGGAAGUUCGAAAAUUGAUGAAGAACUAUUGGCCAGAUUUGAGAAAAUCACAGGACAAGAACCACAUCAUUUUCUUAGAAGAGGAAUAUUUUUCUCUCAUCGAGAUAUGAAUAUUAUUUUAAAUCUUUAUGAACAAGGAAAACCUUUUUACCUUUAUACUGGUAGAGGACCUAGUUCAGAUUCUAUGCAUUUGGGACAUCUCAUACCAUUUAUGUUUUGCAAAUGGUUACAAGAUGUAUUUCAUGUUCCAUUAGUUAUACAACUAACUGAUGAUGAAAAAGCAAUAUGGAAAAAUAUAAAAAUAGAAGAUGCAAUUAAAUUGGCUUAUAAUAAUGCAAAAGAUAUUAUUGCUCUUGGAUUUAAAUCAGAGAAUACGUUUAUCUUUUCUAAUUUAGAGCAUAUUGGAAAUAACCCAGCAUUUUAUCAAAAUAUGAUCAGAGUACAAAGGAGUGUUACAUUUAAUCAAGUGAAGGGUAUUUUCGGAUUUGGAGAUAGUGAUCCUAUUGGAAAAAUUUCAUUUCCACCUACUCAAGCUGUUCCAGCAAUUUCUGGAACUUUUCCUUUUAUCUUUAAGGGUGCGAAAGUUCAUUGUUUAAUACCCUGUGCUAUAGAUCAAGAUCCAUAUUUUAGAAUGACAAGAGAUGUCACGCCAAAAAUUGGCUAUCCAAAACCAGCUCUAUUACAUUCUAUAUUUUUUCCUGCUUUACAAGGCUCCAAAACAAAAAUGUCUGCUAGUGAUAAUAACACUGCAAUAUUUUUAACGGACACUGCUAAACAAAUAAAAAACAAAAUUAACAAACAUGCAUUCUCAGGAGGACAAGCCACUAUUGAAGAACAUAGACGAUUAGGAGGCAAUUGUGAUAUUGAUAUAGCAUAUCAGUAA
This is a messenger RNA of Eufriesea mexicana, 1024 nucleotides long. RefSeq names its product tryptophan--tRNA ligase, cytoplasmic-like. Bases 11 to 1024 code for a protein of 337 amino acids. Gene Ontology annotation, molecular function: tryptophan-tRNA ligase activity; ATP binding. The transcript has 2 exons. The record is from RefSeq and is a predicted model, not a curated record. Gene Ontology annotation, cellular component: cytoplasm. Gene Ontology annotation, biological process: tryptophanyl-tRNA aminoacylation. NCBI's taxonomy places the organism in Eukaryota, Metazoa, Arthropoda, Insecta, Hymenoptera, Apidae.